Messenger RNA from Hylaeus volcanicus, 5133 nucleotides. Its product is annotated as bestrophin-4-like. Gene Ontology annotation, molecular function: chloride channel activity. The record is from RefSeq and is a predicted model, not a curated record. NCBI's taxonomy places the organism in Eukaryota, Metazoa, Arthropoda, Insecta, Hymenoptera, Colletidae. Bases 1199 to 3334 code for a protein of 711 amino acids. The transcript has 10 exons.
ACAGAGUUUCGAGGCCCCACGUGCAGUGAUUUGUGCAGAUUCUAUAAGAACCGCGGUGAGCACCGCUGUCUGAUGCGGAAACACGGGCAGAAUGGCGGGGAUGGGAUCGAAAUGUCGAAGGUGGGGCACGGGGAAAUCUUUUGGCGUGCUGCGGCAACGGUUCUCUCAGUCCAUGCUCGGUCUUCCUUCCGCCAAACAUAUCGUCGCGUUGGUGCGUACGAUUCAUUCACUACCUCGACUCGAUCGCGAUCGUGCCCGUUCGCCUGGGAGACUCGCGACCAGCUGUGCCGCUGUGAAUUCUGUGAAUCUAGUUUCGUCGAACGAAACGCAUGUCAGAAAGGCAAAGUGCUCGAUACGAACGUUACUGAAACUUCGAGUCACGGUGUUGCUUCCCUUUGUCGCGAGAUUUUCGUGUCACGAUUAAACGCGGGACCAAAGUUUUUGUUUUUUUUUUUUCAUUUUAAACCGAAGGUAUACUCGAGCUGUAACCACGUUGGACCGGUUCGAUCGCAUCGAUAGACUUCACGUAGUCUCUGUGUUACGUUCGUCUAAAUGCUUUUAGAAUAAGCAGAACGCAAAAGGAUAAUCGUCGAUCUCUAGUGAGUUGCAGAAAGGAUUCUCGAAAUAGAUUGGUGACAUGCUUCUAUUGUUCGACGAUGUCACGAGUUUUAGAGGCAGGACACUGGCCCUUUUAUUCCGUCUGACAGUGUUGGGGUUUAGAACGGGAAUAGAGGAUAUUCUUAUCAGCGAUUACAGUUAACGUUUUAAGUCUCCGUGGGCGGUCGUGGAUCGACCGCGCGUAGACAGUGGGACUCGAGCAGCGGAAGCCAAAUGAAACGGAAGACAUCGGCAUUCAUCGUGCGUGGCGCGGCUCGCUCCUAACGAGUGCACCGAAUAAUUACGUAAUCCAAAGACAGACAGCGACCUCGUGCAAUACGCGAUGAGGAUGACCUUCGCGGCACUCUCAUCUGUCCGUGUAUCAUCGAGAGAGAAGAAGCCCGAGAUAAGGCUGCGCGCGAACUAAUUAAUAUCUAGGCGCGAUCGUUUCGUCUGGGGGACGUGUCGGUUCGAGUCGAAGAGGAGGAAUGUCGACGUGCGCGUGCCGGAAGAGAUGACUCCGACAAGAGGUUUCCCUGGCGAGAUCUGAGGCGGCCGAGGCUAUCGCGAUUCUCUAUGCGCGUCAAGUGCAUCGCGAGAGAUGACGGUCACUUACACUGCCGAAGUCGCCACCUGCAAAGGUCUCGGUUGCUUUCUAAAAUUACUCCUAAGAUGGCGAGCGAGCAUAUACAAGCUCGUGUGGCUGGAUCUGGCUCUCUUCCUCUUCAUAUAUUACUCGCUGUCGAGCAUUUAUCGGCUGAUACUCGACGAGGAGCAAAAGAAGAUUUUCGAGGCGAUAGUGGCGUACUGCAACGAGUACAGCGACCUGAUACCGCUGUCUUUCGUCCUCGGUUUCUAUGUCAGCAUCGUUAUGACCAGAUGGUGGAAUCAAUACAUGGUGAUACCGUGGCCGGACUCCAUCGCGGUCUUCGUGUCCGCCACUAUCCACGGCAACGACGAGAGAGGUCGACUGAUGCGUCGCACCAUCGUCAGGUACGUCUGCGUGUGUCUGACCCUGGUGCUGGCGAUGGUUUCGCCUCGAGUAAAGAAGCGUUUCCCCACGUUGGAGCACUUCGUGGACACCGGUUUGCUCCUGGAGAACGAGCUCGCCAUAUUUCAGAGCCUGAACACGAAGUUUCCCAAACCUAGCAAACACUGGCUGCCCAUCGUCUGGGCGUCGAGUAUCGUGACUCGAGCCAGGAAGGAAGGUCGGAUUCGUGACGAUUUCGCGGUGAAAACGUUGAUCGAUGAGCUGAACAAGUUUCGCGGCCUCUGCGGCAGCCUCAUGCACUAUGAUACUAUCAGCGUACCUUUAGUUUACACUCAGGUAGUAACGUUGGCUGUGUACACGUACUUUUUAACGAGCGUGAUGGGUCGCCAGUGGGUGCAGAAUUCGACCGGGUCGAAGAUCGAUCUCUACUUCCCAGUAUUCACGACGCUGCAGUUCUUUUUCUAUAUGGGCUGGCUCAAGGUCGCCGAGACUUUGAUCAAUCCGUUCGGCGAAGACGACGACGAUUUCGAAGUGAAUUGGAUAAUCGACAGGAAUUUGCAAGUGAGCUACCUCAUCGUCGACGAGAUGCAUCACGAGCAUCCAGAGUUGAUCCGCGAUCAGUAUUGGGACGAAGUGUUUCCCACGGAGCUGCCAUACACGGCAGCAUCGCAAGCUUUCCGCGAGGAACACCCGCAACCGUCCACUGCUGGAAUUCAGUUGUCGGCGGCCCAACAAGAACUCCAACCCUCCUCGGUGAGGAUCGACGAAAUGGCUGCGGACUACCAGCAGAAAUUCCGUCCAGACGACCUAGCCGACGACACUCAGUCCGGUAUUCAUUUCACGGCGACGGGAAAAAUGUCAAGGAGUCCCACCGAAUUUUGCAAAAUGGCAAGGAGCGCCAGCCGAGUGAGCACUCGCGAUCGCACUUUGAGCGGAGGUUCCACUCCCAGCAACCUUGACGGGUCUCUGACGAGGGUUAACAGCGUUACCAGCGUGCUGAAGCGACUGUUCAGCAAGGAGGACAGGCCGGACAGCGGGUUUACCAGCGGUACCAAGACACCUGGAAGACUGGCGGCAUCUAGCUCCGCAGCUUCGUUGCAAAACAGAGGCAUUGCUGGAGGAGGCUCUAUGAGGAUAGGAGUGAUCAAAGAAGAGGCGGACGAGCAGAUGACCCUCACGUCGAUGAAAUCUGACAAGAGGCCUCACGUGCAGAGCAUUUUCUCGCCGGGACCACCGCCUCCCAGUGCCCCAGUCGCUGUUCCUGGUUCGGAAUACUCGCGAAACGGGGAACUAUUCUCGAUCAGCGCUCCUGUCACCGGUGGCGUAUUACAGGGGGGUAACGGCAAUGGUGCUAGAGGCAUCGCCGACAGAGGGUAUGCACCUGGUCCAAGGGCGGAGCGAACCACCCAAUCUGCGCGAUCCAGCAUCGCCUUCGAGCCAGCCACCAGCUACGUCGGUAGCGUGAUCGCUGACGACCUCAUCAGCACUGGUAGCUCUUCUUGCACCAGCGUCAACUCCGACGACGAGUUCACGAAGUUGAAGACGGAAAGGGAGAAGCAGAGGCGCGAUCGAGUAGUACGACGACUGGCCAGAAGCACCAGUGGGCAUAACAAUUUGAUCAGCGGUCAUUCUAGGAGUCCUCUGGACACGGAGAACCUCUUGCUGUCCGAGCUAGCGAACACGUCGCGAUUGUCUAUGGUGCAAAUAGACGGGGACGAGAAACCGGUCGACACCGAUCGUUUGUAGCGAAAUUACCAGUGGCUCUUCUUCGAAGUCUAGUUUAAAACGUGGAUGGAGACGAAGUUAGAACCCCGUACUGGAUAUUUAUAUAGAAAAGACUACCGACCAGUCGUAUGGUCGACGAUAGUAAACGAAUUUUUGACGCACCUUUACAGUGGUCGAAAAUCGAUCGAAUGAUGUAUUUUGUGUACAUACGAACUUUAUAUUAGGACGGAAUUGCUGGGCGAAUCGAACGAGACGUACUCGACGAUAGACAUUUGCGAAAGGUUUUGAAAAUGCACGAACCAAGUUCAAAUAGAAUCGAAAUUAGUUGGGAAGAUUGUAUAGAGACCGAUGUUUGUAAACAUUCUGUCUACGGAAGCUCGACGGCUGACUUUUAACAACAAAAAAAGGAAACAGGACGCUGUAAGUCGUGUUUAGUAUAUCUAAUGGAACACUUUGCUACUACAAUUUUAUAUCCAUUGGAAGUUUAUUUAACGUUUGGGUACGAUGAACGAAAGAAUACAUUCUGUACGCUCUAUACAACUUCUACGCUUUGAUAUUGGCCCGUUAAACAAAUUGUUUACAUAUUAUAUACGAUAUCAAAAGACUAAGUCUGUAACACAUGUGCUGACAUGAAAGUAACCACUGCUGAUAACGGUGGACUUGCUGUCCACGGUGUAUAUUUUUCAUUUGAAAUUCUACAUAUAUCUAUAUAAUGUGACAAUAAUUGCGGGAACUUUGUCAUCGAUUGUCGCUUUACGGGAAUUUAAUUUUAUAGAUCUACAUUUAGCAAAUGUUUUCAGUUUACGAAUCGAAGCUACUCGAAAUUAAGAAAGGAGAGCUUUGUUAAAGGUAGACCAAUUAUAACGUCUUACCGGUAAUAAUUCUCAUAUUUUUUUUAUAUUCGAUAACUAUUAAUACAAAAAAAAAAAAGUAAACGUAGAUAGUAGUGGAUAGUCUAAACAUUGUAGAUGACAUUACUAGAACUUUUUUUAUUUAAUUAAUCUCGUUUGGAAAUGUUACGGAAAUCGUCAUACAUCGAUUAGUAUAUAGAGUACUUCGUCGCGAGAUUUUCGAAUAAGCACAGAUCCGUUAAGGAUGAACAAUGACAUACGUUUCGGAGUUAUGAUACGAUGAAAGGAUAUUAAAAAGUGCCUGCGUUGAGCCUACCUGUAUCUGGUACUUGACGUUACUCUUUAUCGUUACGUAACUCGAAUUUCAACUACUUCGGUGUUACGUUUAGAAAACGUACUCAUUUUACAGCAACGCGUUCGUGCACGCACAUUCCAGGAAUUGCAAACGAAUUUAGAUUGAGGACAAAGUCGAUAAAACGAUCGCACAUUUACAAGAUAAAGUUAAUUUGAUAGUACCUUUACGUUUGUAUUUAUGUUAUUUGUAAUUACGAUUUUCCGAUUACUUUUCAACGAUUGUAGCUUAACCGCGAAUUGGCACGCAAAGAAAGUGGAAAGUUUAGGAUAAACUUAAAAACGCCAUCGCACCCCAGUAAAUUUUAUACCACGAAUUAUCAACGAAAUAAACAUUCUAAGAAUUAUGAAACGUACAGUCGUAUCGCGCGUAUCGUAUGCGUAUUGUGUACGCUUAGAGAAACGCAAUCGCAUAGCCUAAUAUACACUUGUUACUGCCUGUGCAUAGUUCACGUUAAACAUUUUGUCUUUCAUUUUGGAAUUACAUUCCAGAGUGUGAAUAAAUCUUAUGGUGCUCAUGGUUCAGCAAUUCGUUUAACAGUAUUACGGUAUUGAAGUACUUCUCGGAAUGUCUAUCAGAAAUGAUGAUUUCUUCUGAAUAAACAAGUGACUUUCAAA